CAUAACCAGGAGCACAGGAGACCAGGAGCACAGGAGACCAGGAGCACAGGAGACCAGAGAGAGGGGGGGAGAGAACAUCAUUGCUGCAGGAGGAUUUAAUUUUCUAUACCAGGUUCUGCACAUGGAAGUAAUAUCCAGCCUCUUAUAAUAAGAAGCCCAAGUUUUCCCAGAAGAAAUAAAAAAAAAAAAAGCACUUGACUCAGUUACAAGACAUCAUCGCUGAGAGCAGCCCCCAUUCUGGAGAACUUUUGGUGGUGGAGGUGGACAUCAUCAGCAUCAGCAUCAGCUAAAAAGACCAUGCUGUGUGAUCUACCCCAAAUCCUCCCCAUCUAGAGAACCUCAGGUCAUGACCUUUCUGAUAGAUUUUUUCCACCCCUGGCAACCUGAAGAAGGGUUAAAAAGUCCAAGUCGUGGCCACCAGGAAGAGGAGAAGAACUUUGUGAGAACUUGAAGAAGUCCAUGAGAUCAGGAACAGGAGGAAAAUACAUUUGUUUCUUCUCUUUGUUUGUUUUGGAUUCUCUUUUUUGUUUUGUUUACAAAUAGAUCGUUUUGUUUUGAUACAUUUGAAAACAAAAACAAACGGUUAUAAAUAAGUAAAUUAAAAAAAUAAAAACAAAGGGAAAGGAACUGACGGGCUCUUAUGGGAAUUAAGCACUCCUCCCGCUGCUUGCUUCUUAGGAGGAAGAUGGCUGAAGCAGAGAAUGUGGAGGUCUGUGGUGGACCUUCCCAACCUGUUCAGCCAGUGGUACUUCCGAAGCCUGUACAGCUUGUUCAACAUGUGAUACACACCCCUAUUCAACCUAGCUGCCCCGGGAGGGGCAAAAUGGCCAAAUUGCUAAAUCCAGAAGAGAUGACCUCAAGAGAUUACUACUUUGAUUCCUACGCUCACUUUGGAAUUCAUGAGGAAAUGCUGAAAGAUGAGGUGCGCACAUUGACUUAUAGAAACUCCAUGUAUCACAAUAAACACGUGUUUAAGGAUAAAAUAGUCCUGGAUGUCGGUAGUGGUACUGGAAUCCUCUCCAUGUUCGCAGCAAAGGCCGGAGCAAAGAAAGUGUACGGGAUCGAGUGCUCCAGCGUCUCUGACUAUUCGGAAAAAAUUAUUAAGGCCAACCAUCUGGACAACAUAAUUACAAUAUUUAGGGGCAAAGUUGAAGAGGUGGAGUUACCGGUAGAUAAAGUGGACAUUAUCAUCACCGAGUGGAUGGGAUAUUGCCUCUUCUAUGAAUCCAUGCUGAACACAGUCAUCUUUGCACGGGAUAAAUGGCUUAAACCUGGAGGGCUCAUGUUUCCUGACCGAGCGGCUUUGUACGUCGUUGCAAUCGAAGACAGACAAUACAAGGACUUCAAGAUUCACUGGUGGGAAAAUGUGUACGGGUUUGACAUGACCUGCAUCAGGGAUGUUGCCAUGAGGGAACCGCUGGUGGACAUUGUAGAUCCAAAGCAAGUGGUGACCAAUUCCUGUUUGAUAAAGGAAAUCGAUAUAUACACCGUGAAGAUUGAAGAAUUAUCCUUUACAUCCGCCUUCUGCCUACAGGUGCAACGGAAUGACUACAUCCACGCGCUGGUCACCUACUUCAACAUCGAGUUUACUAAGUGCCACAAGAAAACGGGAUUUUCUACAGCUCCAGAUGCUCCAUAUACUCACUGGAAACAAACCGUCUUCUACUUGGAGGACUACCUAACUGUACGGAGAGGAGAAGAACUUUUUGGAACUAUUUCUAUGAAACCUAAUGCUAACAACAUUCGCGAUCUGGAUUUCACAGUAGAAUUGGAUUUCAAAGGCCAGCUGUGUGAAGCCUCGAUAUCUCACGAUUAUAAGAUGCGUUAGCACCCGAGUCCAAUCCCAUUAACCCUCUUCCUGCCAUACUUGAAGCCACCGGUACUUCUGAAGAAAGAAAUCGGUCACUGGAAAGUCAGAUCAGCUUCAGGACGAGAGGAGACGAAUAAAAACAUAAAGAUAAAAAUAAUUUUAAAAAAAUUAAAGAAUUCUUCAUGUUGUUGGAAAGUAACAAAUAAAUGAAAUGAGCAAAUAUUAUGUGUAUAUCGGUCAAUUGUCGGUCCUCGAUGGGAAUGUCUGAUAUUGAGAUUGAUGCCUGUACUAUGCCAAUAAAGUUAUGUAUACU
Molecule: messenger RNA, 2123 nt
Organism: Hyla sarda
Lineage: Eukaryota; Metazoa; Chordata; Amphibia; Anura; Hylidae
Gene: PRMT8
Product: protein arginine methyltransferase 8
Exons: 10
Coding region: 641-1828 (395 amino acids)
Biological process (GO): peptidyl-arginine methylation
Cellular component (GO): plasma membrane
Molecular function (GO): protein-arginine N-methyltransferase activity
Source: RefSeq, a predicted model, not a curated record